This is a messenger RNA of Epithele typhae, 1869 nucleotides long. RefSeq lists its product as uncharacterized. Gene Ontology annotation, molecular function: protein binding. Bases 1 to 1869 code for a protein of 622 amino acids. The record is from RefSeq and is a predicted model, not a curated record. The transcript is spliced from 7 exons. NCBI's taxonomy places the organism in Eukaryota, Fungi, Basidiomycota, Agaricomycetes, Polyporales, Epitheliaceae.
AUGCCUGCGCGCACCCAGCCCUACGCCUUUCAUCGACCGUCUCCGGCAAGCAUACAGCCCACUCUUGACAGCCUACCCGCCGAGAUCCUGCUCGAGAUCGCGAACUACCUCAAAUCUCGCGAGGAUGUCCUACAAUUGAGCCGAGUGUCUGCGUCAAUAUUCGCAAAGGUUCUCCCCGCUCUUUACAGCGACGUCGAGCUCCACGGAGUCAUACAGUGCGGGCGCACUCUCGCCAUGCUCGAAUGCCGCCCUGACGUCGCCCGCCACAUCCGUCGCCUCGCCGUGCACCCCGAAGACGACGUUUCGCCGCGCGCGCACGGCUCGACACUGCGCGCAUGGGACAACGCCGGCGUCGUGUCGCGCGCCAUCGUCAAGGUCGCGAAGCACCUCGACGCCCUCUCGCACUUCGACUGGGUUGGCGAGGACAUGCUCCCCGACGACCGCAUGUGGUCCGAGCUCCGCCUCCGGUGCCCUCGUCUGGCGCACAUUGGGACGACCUUUGGCUGUUUCUUGCCUCGACCGGGCACCUCGCUCCUCCAGUUCACGGGCCUAACCGGGUUCUCCCUCGCAUUAAAAGAUGGCUUCUACGCCCAUUCGCUGCACUUGCCCUCUCGAGAGAGUGAGCCUGUCUUUACCCGUCUUUGGGACAUGCUCGUCCUCCGCUGCCCAGACCUCGAGACUCUCCGCAUCGUUGGCAACUCGACUGAGCCCGGGGAUGUCACACGCUUGUAUGGGGCGCACUGGCCGAAGCUCCGCCACCUGUGUCUCUCUGCCCUCGUGUGGAACACGACGCCGCUAGGACACCUGCCUCAAGCACCGGACCUUAAGGUGUUCCUCGAACGUCACGAGGGAAUCGAGACGCUGCACCUCUUGGGACGCCCGCAUACAAACUUGAUCGAUCUCUCCACACUCUCCAUAGACGCAUUGCCGAGUCUGAAGGAGUUCAGCGGAUCGUUCAGCCAUCUGCGAAUGCUCGUCGACCGCCAGCCUCCUCCACCAGAUCCGAAUGCCCAGCCUCCGAUCCCCCCUCUUGUCCACCCACCAGUGCAGAAUGCGCUCCCCAACAUGAAUCCUGCGCUGCCCCCGGUCGACACUCCCCUUGCCAAGACGCUGGAGCGAGUCAGCUUCCCACAUGCAAUGCAUCUCCGUGACUUGACGCCUCUCGCCGUGUCACGGGUGCUCGUCGGAUUGCACUCGCUAACAUCCAUCAAGGCGACGUUCUCGAUCCAGGGAGGGUACGAUAGCAACGGCGUGUUCCGCACGAUCGUAUCCAGCUGCCCGCACUUGCUGGACCUAGACAUAACCUGUACCACUCGCCCUUCGUUCUUCCUCGACGCCUUCGCAAACUCGCUCCGUGGUCUCUCCCGCCUCCGCUCACUUUCCCUCGCGCUCGUCCGCAUGCCCGGUGAAGAGCCCAUGCACCUCGGUGCCGCCCGCAUCGCCCUCGCCAACCCGCGCCUGAAGACGUUCUCGAUCGCCUUCAUCCCAAUCCACGCGCACGACGCGCAAGACGCGGCCGAGUCCGCGCUCGAGUGCGGCACUUUCGAGCUCACGUCCGACCCGCACGGUAUCCCUGUCUGCCUCCACGUCGUCCAGAAGCGUGCCCGUUGCUGGCCGUGGCAGCGCGCGGCGGGAGUCGGUCCUGCCGCCGGGCUCGCAGAGUGCGAGGGUGGGCGGGACCGGGUCGCGGUGCGGCGGUGGGUGCACGACCUGCGGCCGAGCGGGCACCCAGAUGUGCGCCAGAAGGGCUUGGGCGAGCUCUUUGUCGAGCGCAGCCCGGCGGGCGAGGAGGCGCGGCUGAUGGUGUUCUGCCUGGGCCUCCUUGGGCUCACGGUGUGGGCGCUGGCGAGCAAGGCGUUGCGGCCUUAG